AUGGCUAUGAGAGGCAACAAUGUCAAGACCAUUGUGAUGAUGCUCGUAGUUGUGGGUGUUGUGGCCAUGGAGCAAACCCAGCAAGUACAAGCAUCCCACUGUUGUUAUGAUCUCAACUUGGUCGAUACCUAUUUUAAGUGCCGCGCAAAAUCUGAUAGCACUGUCUCAGAGUGCUGCGGUGUUUCCGCUGGCUAUAUAUCAGACGCCGCUGGAUUUGAAUGCAAGCCCGGUUAUAUAGAUAUAGAGACUGCACUGCAAGCCACCAACUACUGCAAGAUUGGGUGCACGGCUUCCUUGUGCAACAAAUUAACUCCUUCUGGGAAAGGCGCCAUGGAACACUGCACCAGUGGAUGCCACGAUCUGUGCACCAAGAACAACGCGGAAAUAGCACAAGUCAUCACGGCUUAA
Molecule: messenger RNA, 408 nt
Organism: Triticum turgidum subsp. durum (durum wheat)
Lineage: Eukaryota; Viridiplantae; Streptophyta; Magnoliopsida; Poales; Poaceae
Source: the annotation of a GenBank genome assembly